This is a messenger RNA of Talaromyces stipitatus ATCC 10500, 1389 nucleotides long. RefSeq lists its product as uncharacterized. NCBI's taxonomy places the organism in Eukaryota, Fungi, Ascomycota, Eurotiomycetes, Eurotiales, Trichocomaceae. Gene Ontology annotation, cellular component: TRAPP complex; Golgi apparatus. The transcript is spliced from 4 exons. Gene Ontology annotation, molecular function: protein binding. The record is from RefSeq and is a predicted model, not a curated record. The coding region runs from base 1 to 1389 and encodes 462 amino acids.
AUGGCGAGCUCUGAGGGUCAAAAGCAUCAACGCAAUAUUUCCAGAUCCACACGACCGCGUGCAUCAACCAAGGGGCCACUGGAUCUAACUGACAAUGAACCUGUAUUGUCAGAUGGCCCAUUAUCAUCACCUCGGUCCCCCCAAAAAUCCCAGCCACUACAUCCCCGCUUCUCGCAUGACACUGGUUCCCUCUCUCCUUCGAAACCCUUGGAUCUUAGCCCAUUGAGAGUUGAACUUGACAGUAUACUCGCAAACUAUGAGCACUCCGCAGUCGUCAAGAAGGAUCUUUCAUUCCUAUUGCGCCCAGACAUAUACCAUCCUCUCUCCCAACUCGAGAUCCCUUCUAUGUUUCGUUCUUCCUUCUACAAUCCUUCGAUAGGAGAGCCAAUUGGGGCAUCCAUGGAGGUACUCAAGAAACAGCUUGCACAGGGUCAUUUUCUGCUGGCAGCACAUUUGAGUGCGAAGCUAUUGACGUCUCCACUCAUCGAACCUUCGGAUGCAAACGUUAUAUUCACACUAUUAUAUACGCGCUUGGCCUGUCUUGAGUUGACUGGUAAUAGCGCAUUUGCUGCACAAGAGUCCAAGUCCCUGGAAGAUCUCAACUCGACAUUCUAUUAUGUGGAUUCUGAUUUCAAUGUGGAAAGUGAUGUUCACGAUCGCACCAGGCGGUCUUAUCACAUCGUUCCAUGGCCCUUGCGCGUCCUUGCAGUUCGUCUUCAGAGCAUUGCCUUUGGUGACUCGCGGAGAAGUAUCACUGGCUUAUAUGAGCUCGCCUUUGAAGCCCGUAUGGAACUUAUGCAGCCAGGGCUAGAUAAGACACAGAAAGAGAUAUGGAGGGAUAGACUCUACGAUCUUGGAAUACGAACUGUCAAUGCUCUUGUCGAGAUGGGAGACCUUGACGCAGCCCGACGAUCAUUGAGCAAUCUGGGGGAUUCAGGAAACAUUAAAAAUAAAGCUAGAUCUAUCCUUCUAGCUUUGCGCAUAGGGGAUCUUACCCUUGCCAAGGACAUAUUGGAAAGAUCUACGGAGCUGCAAGAGGGGAUCUUGAUACCUUUGACAACCAUGGCUGAAGGUUCCUAUGACGAGGCUGCUGGGCAGUGGAAGGCCUUGCUCGAUAAUCCGGCGGAAUCCGCUAGACCAAUGAUCGUGCAGAAUCUUGCUGUUUGCUUGUUAUAUACGGGUAAAUUGAACGAGUCUCGCUCACUUCUCGAGUCACUCGUCUCUGAGAAUCAUGCCUUCCAGAGUCUUACGUUUAAUCUUGCGACGAUCUAUGAGCUAUGUUGUGAUAACCCGCAGAACCGGAAAAUGAACUUGGGACAGAUGGUAUCUCAACAGACCCACCACGGAGAAAUGAAUCUCGAUCGCACCAAUGCGGAUUUCAAGUUAUGA